UUUUUGUUGAAUGCUUUCUUAUCCAAAAACCCGUUACUGCGCGCAUACUUGGUUCAUCAGCGCUUGCGGCAAAGCACUCAGCCCACUAGCAUUAUUAUCAUUACUAAUAAUGAGCUCAUAUUUUUCUCUUGCAACAAUUGUGGUCUGGUUAAUUUCUGCCGAUACAAGCUGGUACUUGUAAGUUGAGAGAACUCUCAUUAACGGCACACGAGUAUUAUUUCUUAAUUGUUUUUUUUUUGCGAAUUCUGAUUUUUCAUGCAUGAGCAUUCGCACAAAUACCAAUUUAUAGGUAGCUAAUGUAUGCACAUCCGCUUAAAUCCCGAAUAUAUUUCGGACUUCAACCGGGAAACUCGUCUUAAUGUUGGUAUCUACACAACUUUCCAAAACUCAUUCCGUUCCUGCUAAAAACUCAAUUUCAGUUUUCAGUGGCAAAUGCCUUCCCCAUUAUAUUCUCCGCCACCCGUAGUUGACAUUGAUCCAUAUCAUGGAAGAAAGAUCGGAUUCAAUAAAAGCUAUUUUACCAGUAUCGGCGGAAUUUUAAAAGUGGUCGCUAUGGUGUGCGCAUUAAUUGCAAUGAUAGCGCUGGAAUCGGGAAUCCAUCGAGAGCACGGCGUGCAUUUUCGCGUUACGGGAACAACAUUUCACGAAUUCACCGUUGUCACGUCGUGGUUGUUCCUAACAAUUUUCAUUGCAUUGGCGGGAUUUGUCGUAUGGACGACUACUGGAUUAAGUGAAACCGCUAUGGAUGCCAUUGUAAUUGGACAUUCGGCGUUGUGGUGCACUAUCACUUUCAUCUCGUCAUGUGUUCUAGCGGGCUCUACAAACUAUUCGCCAUUUGCAGCAAGUGCAGCCUUUGGAUUUCUUGAGAGUUUGGCUCUUCUGGGAGUCAUUAUUGUUACGAGCCGGGCUUUAAUCAAGCGUUUUCGGAAAUCCUCUUCUUCGAGGGAUAUCCGUGUCAGAGAUCACGAGCAGAGAAAAUUAAACUGGUAUGGGCGACACUAACGAGUUUUUAAAUUUUGCAAAAGCAUCGGCGCUACUCUGUAGCACAAUAAUUAUGAUACAUUGCAAAAUACUGAUCUGAUCUGUACACACUGUCUGUACUAAUUGUUCAAAUGUACAAUAUAAGCAAAAAUAAACAGUUUCCUUUGGUUAUAUACUGUAUUUAUACUGUAUAUGGCAGCUUCCGCUUUAUUGGCAGAAUCAGAAAAAGC
Paramacrobiotus metropolitanus is the source of this 1211-nucleotide messenger RNA. RefSeq lists its product as uncharacterized. Gene Ontology annotation, cellular component: membrane. Lineage: Eukaryota; Metazoa; Tardigrada; Eutardigrada; Parachela; Macrobiotidae. The transcript is spliced from 5 exons. The coding region runs from base 433 to 1002 and encodes 189 amino acids. The record is from RefSeq and is a predicted model, not a curated record.